Molecule: messenger RNA, 1416 nt
Organism: Herpailurus yagouaroundi (jaguarundi)
Lineage: Eukaryota; Metazoa; Chordata; Mammalia; Carnivora; Felidae
Product: piezo-type mechanosensitive ion channel component 1-like
Exons: 6
Coding region: 243-1385 (380 amino acids)
Cellular component (GO): membrane
Molecular function (GO): mechanosensitive monoatomic ion channel activity
Source: RefSeq, a predicted model, not a curated record
AGCCGCCGCUGUGAGGCGGUUUUGGGGGCCGCAAGCCCGGGAUUCCUGCUGUGGGUCAGAUUCUUUGUACAAACCCCCUCUGGGAAGCCCCUCCCGCUGCCUCUGCCCCCCCGGGUCCACAGCUCGCCAGCCCCACUUCCUGGAGAGCCCGACCCCCUGGUCCUUGAGGGUGGGUGGCUUCUGCGCGCCUCUCCCCUGCCGUGGACACGGUGGGGGUCGCGGCCUGUGUGUGCGGGCCUCGAAUGGCCGGGCGAGUGGCGUUCGGGCCCCAGGACAGGAGCUGGCGGAACCUUCCGGGCCCCCCCGGUGCCCCUUCCCCGCCCGCUCCCAGCUCUCGGGGUCCACCCUCACAAUCCUCAGGGGUGUUCCUCUGCCCGCCCCGCCCCCGGCAGGUUCAGGAGCCCCUCGCCCGCCCCCCACCCCUGCCCCGUCCUCCCGCCGCCCGAGCCGAGCUCAGGUGGGCAGUGUGGGAGAUUGUCCAGGUUGGUCGGUGGUGUUGGCCGGAUGCGCCGGGCCUCCUGCCCCUCCUGCCCCUCCUGCCCCUCCUGCCCCUCCCUGCCCCUCCCUGCCCCUCCCUGCCCCUCCCACGUCUGGCUCAGCCAGCCCCCACCUGGCAGGGAGCUACAGCCACACGGCCAGCGCCCUGGCCCCUUUGGCUUGGUGGUGGCCUGUGGUCUGGGACACGGCACGCCCACCCAAGAAGUGAACUAGGUCACACUGGUCGCCUUCUUCGAGCCCUGCUGGUUUUCAGCCUCCUCUUCCUGGCAGCCCACCUGGCCUUCCAGAUAUGCCUGCACACCGUGCCCCGCCUGGACCAGCUCCUGGGGCCAAGCUGCAGCCCCUGGCAGAUCCUGUCCCAGCACGUAGGGGUGACGAGGCUGGACCUGAAGGACAUCCCCAAUGCCGUCCGGCUGGUGGCCCCUGACCUGGGUGUCCUGGUGGUCUCAGCCGUGUGCCUCGGCCUCUGUGGGCGCCUGGCACGGGAAGCCCGGCGGAGCCAGCCCGCCCAGGAGCAGGACGAUGAGGACAGGGAAGCUGACGCCGGCGGAGCCCCCGUGCCGGCCCCCAAGCAGAGGUCUCGGCUGGCCACCCGGUUCCAGGUCACGGCCCACUGGCUGCUGGUGGCCGCCGGACGGACGCUGGCCAUCCUGCUGCUGGCGCUGGCAGGCAUCGCCCAGCCCUCGGCCUUCUCCGGCGUCUACUUCCUGGUCUUCCUGGCCACCUGCACCUGGUGGGCCUGCCACUUUCCCAUCGGCCCCCUAGGCUCCAGCACGCUCUGCGUCAUGGUGGGCUGCUUCAGCGCCGGCCACCUCAUCUGCGUCUACUGCUACCAGACGCCCUUCGCCCAGGCCGUGCUGCCCCCUGCGGGCAUCUGGGCCAGGUGAGGUCUGCCUGCGCUGGCCCCCUCCCCCCUCC